Messenger RNA from Diprion similis, 2595 nucleotides. RefSeq names its product coiled-coil domain-containing protein 170. The record is from RefSeq and is a predicted model, not a curated record. Lineage: Eukaryota; Metazoa; Arthropoda; Insecta; Hymenoptera; Diprionidae. The coding region runs from base 118 to 2478 and encodes 786 amino acids. The transcript has 15 exons.
UCAGUCAGUAAUUUAAACUUCAGUGCAGUGUUGAUUAGUAAUAUUACGCAUGUACCGAAAAGUUAAUUUAAUUCAUGCCGUGACCAGUGAGCCUUAAAGUUACCUUGAACAAAAACAAUGGCAUCCCCUGCAGAGGAAGCAACGGAAACAUCACGAGGAAACAGUGACGAGGACCUCAAGAUAUUCGAAACACUUUGCAUUUCUUCGCCGCAAAAGAUGCAGGAAUCGGACGAUGCAAUGACGCAUGACGUGACAACGACUCUCAGAAGCGAACUUGCUGCCCUAGAAUACAAGAGGGACCGUCUUAUGACUGAUCUGCAAGAGAUGAAGAGUGCAGUGAGAUCCCGUGACCAGAGAGUGGUCGAGCUACAGGUAGAGGCUGACCAGCUGAGGGAGCAGGCAGCGAGACAGAAUGCAGUAAUUUCAAGUCUGAAAAAGCGUAUACAAGAACUUGAAGAACGAGAAAGAACUUUGUACGCCAGCCAGGGGAGGAGCGAAAUAACCAUUCAAAGCUUGCAACGGGACUCCAAGUACCACGAGGACAAGGUUCGCGAAUAUGAAAAGAAGAUACGGCAACUCGAGCAUAACAUUAACGAGGAAAUUCAACUCAAGGAAAGAGCACGUCUCAAUUUACAAGACUUUGUUCGGAGGUUGGCGCAUUCGCUAGGAGUGGAAUAUUGUGACAGCAGUCAUCACAGUCCAGACGUGGUGAUACACAAGGCAGAGGAGCUCGUCCAGGAAGUAAACCGACUUCGAUCGAAGAGCACAAACGCAGAGUCUCACCUAAGCAGCAUUGAAUCGGAAUUACGGAGUUGCAGAGAUGCUCUGGACCGGGCCAACGUCGACAAGGAUCAAGUGCAGAGACAAGCAGCGUCUCAGCUCCUCGACUUGGAGCGUCUCCGGCAGGAAAAAGAAUGCGUCGAAAUGCAGUUGAGGGUUGCCGAGAGGGAUCUGAACGAUCUGAGAGACAAGCUCGUAAAUGCAAACAGGAACAUAACCAGUGCGACUGGGAAUAUUUCAAAUCAAGAGGCUCUGAUUUGCCAACUUCGAGAGGACUUGAAAUUACGCGAGGAAAAAUGUCAAAGGGUGCAAAACGAGCUCAGGCAUCUCCUCGAGUCGAUGGCGAUUCUCGUCAGUAACCCGAACAGAUUUGUCGAGACGCAUGAGAACGCUAUAAAGGAUCGAAUUCGCGAGAUACUUACCGAGAACAAGGAUCAGCAACUGAAAAUUCAAGCUCUGAGGGAUAAACUGAGCGUGGCACACGACACGUCCAAUCGUCAAACUGAAAUGACGGAAUCUACGAUGAUGCAGGUGCGCUCGCUUGAGGAAGAGCGUGCGGUAUUGGAAAGCAAAAUUCACAAGCUCGAAUCAGAGCUGACGAGCUGCGAGCUUUCUCGAGAAUCUCUCCGCCGCGACAAGCAAACGUUCAUGGCUUUUCUCGAUCGACUUGGAAAAGCUAUGCAGAUGGACGAAAUCUCGCAGGAAAUUGGAAUCGAUCUUCACACCGAGUCCCUUCUCGUACGCGCUGAACAACUUGCCAAACUGGAGUGCGAUAAGAUGGUAGACAAGCUGUUGUGCUGCAACUACACAACUUUUCCAAGGAUUCGUCGGGAGCGCUCCUUCCACGAACUGCCUUGUAUCAAAGAAACGUCGGUAGUUUACCAGCUGCAACGCCGUAUAAGAACCCUGAGAGAACAGCUCCAGCGAAGAGAUUUGCACUUGGAUCUUCUGCGGAGGAAAUUGUCUCUCCAGGAAGACAGUGUUCGCAUGAAGAACAUGCUGCAGUCUGAAAAAGACGAGGCCAAUCUUCGAGUGAAGAAGCUGAUGAAGCAAAUCGAUAGACUUCAGAUACAGCUGACGGAGGAAAAGUCGAGGAACAGGGAGAUCAGCGGACAGCUCACCGAGGCUGCUGAUUACAAGAUAGCGGCUCUGGAGCGAAGCAGGAAAAUUGAAGAACUGCAAAAACGACUCGUCGAAAGCGAGAUGCUGCGGACCAGGUACAACCGGAAGCUGACCAUGCUUAAGGACCAGAUGAGGACUGUGACUGAAACCGGUGAACAAGAGAGGUCCAUAAACGAUCACUCGCUGCAACUUCUUAGGGAUGAAUUGGCGCAGGUUAAGCAAAACCUGGCGGAGGUCACGCGGAGGGAAUCGCAGCUACAGAGCUUUCGAGUCUCCGUUGCAAAGUUGCUUUCCGAACCGAUAUGCACACCUGAUUACGAGAUCAUAUCAAGACUACAGAAAAUGGUUUCUGCCCAUCGGGACUUCACGAUGCUCUCGAGAAGAUACGACGAACCUCUCGAAGCCAGUCCCUCCAGAUGCACAAGCAUUCACCCGGUGCAUCCUGUUCAUCCGCCGAUCUCACCGGGAUCACGAUGCACAAGGUACGACGACAGCGGUUACACGGAUCCACCGGAUCUCCACGACAUCGACGACGACUACAGCAAGAGGCCGAUUCGUAGUAGCUUGCUUCCGUGACAUCGGUCAAAAUUUUAAGUUCUUCUUCGCGAAGUCUCUUUUAUCUUUUUUUGGAUCGUUAAAUUUUUCAAACCACGCGUCUAAGUUAAUGGUAUAAAAUUAUGAUGUACCUACAUC